GCGGGGCCGCGCCGCUCCCCUCCGCCGGAGGAGGAGGAGGAGGAGGAGGAGGAGGAAGGCGGGCGGGGCGGCCCGGCCCGGUCACCUCAGCGGGAGCGGCCGCAGGUGCCUGAAGCCGACGGACCCCGGGCAGCCUCCUCCCAGCCUAGGGCGGCCUCCCUCCGCCUCGGGGGCCGUCGGUGGAGCUGUGCCGGCGGCGGCGGCUCGUCCACCUGUGGCGGCGUUGGCGGGAUGGCGGAGCUCGCCCUCAGCCCCGCCGCCGUGCUGGGCUUCCUGCGGGAGCGCGGCGGCCGGGUGCGCAACGCCGAGCUGGUGGGAGCCUUCCGCCCGCUGCUGGAGGCCGCCGGGGACGCGGCGGAGCGGGCGGAGCGGCGGGAGCUCUUCAAGCGCUCGGUGAACGCCGUGGCCGUGGUGAAGGAGCGCGACGGCAGCAAGUUCGUCGUCCUGCGCCGGCACCUGCGGCCCGCCCCGCCGCCCGGGGGCGGCCCGAUGGACGGCGGCGGGCCCCCGCCUCAGGGGCGGCUCUCGCCGUCGCCCCCCGAGGUGCUGCCGUCGCCCCGUGCCGUGUCUGAGCUCCGUGGCCUCUUCCAGAGAGGCGGGGUGCCCCUUCCCGCCGGUGGGACCGGGACCCGUCGGGAGCCGGUCCCCAAGCCCUGCAUGCUGCCCGUGCGCUGCGUGCCAUCGCCAGCCGCUGCCCCAGAGCAGCCCAAGGAGCCCGGAGCCGCCUUGUCACCCUCGCCGGAGGAGGACGAGGCCAGGUGCCGCUCGCCCAACCUGCGGCAGGUCCCCAAGACCCCGCGUGCCAGCGAGGAGCCGGCAGCGGUGCCGCUGGAGGAGGCCGAGCACCGCUGGCUGGUGAUGGCGGCUGAGGGGCAAUGGUCCCAGCAGCUCCAUGGGCUGCUGCUGGGCGACGCCAGCCUGGCGGCCCGGCGGGACUUCAUCUCGGGCUUCACCGCCCUGCACUGGGCCGCCAAGAGUGGCAACUGUGACAUGCUGAAGAACAUCAUUGAGGUGGCGCAGAAGGAGGGGACCCACGUUGACGUGGACGCCAGGUCGCACGGCGGCUACACGGCGCUCCACCUCGCCGCCAUGCACGGCCAGGAGACAGUCAUCAGCAUGCUGGUCCGCAGCUACCACGCCAAGACCGACCUGAGGGACUACAGCGGGAAGAAGCCGCACCAGUGCUUGAGGGAAGGGGCCUCCGUUGCUGUCAGGCGCUUGCUGGGGGACCCCAGCCUCGAAACCACUGGGGGAUCCUCCAUGCCCAUAAAGAAAAGCACCAAGAUUGCUGCUUCCAUCUUGAGCUCCACCAGCACUUUCCUGGGAGUCAUAUCUGAUGACAUGGCUUUCUAUGACCUUACCAAAGGCUUAAGGAAGCCUUCAUCCCUGAACAAGCUCCUGGCUGCCACGACAGGCCCGAGGAGGAAGCCAAAGACCAGAGGGAGCUUCCCUUCAUAUUGUUCCCUCUCUGAGGUGGUAGAGGAGGAGGAGCAAGAGGAGGUCGUUGUGAAACGCCGGCCGGUCUCUGAGCUGUUCUUUGGCCACUAACCUCUGCCUUCUGGGGAUCAGAAUUGUUCAAUGCUGUGACUGGGGGCCUUGGUCUUCUCUUGAAGAAGUAAAUUGGAUUUCUUCUCUCCGCGUCUUUCUUCUUAGAAGUAAGUUCAAGCGAGCCAGCAACAGGGUCUGGCUCAAAGGCCACCAGGUGAAACCCAGUUCUCAGAAGCCUGAGGAAAGGAAACUGCGCAGGGAAUGUUACAGACAGUUCGUGUUCCGUGCUGAUGAAUUAGUGAAGACCACAGACUCCGUGUGUAGACAGGUUAAAAUGCUUAAGGUGCAGCUUUCUUGGUCUUUGUUCCUCAGCUGAAGAGCCUAAUUGAGGUAAAGAACUGCAUAUUUUACACUGUGAACAGCAGCCUGGUAGCCGGCUGCUUUAACACGGCUUGUUAUCUAGCAGGCUUGCAUUAGAGGAAAGAUGCAUAGUUUUCUAUGAUGUUUCUGAGUGUUUUGGUAACAGAGGAGGAAUAUUUCUAUUUUAAAAUGGUGUAUUUUCAAAUUGUGUUUUUUCAAAACGAAAUUUCUCACUACCAGAAAUACUAACACGUCUUAAUUGUUGCCUAAAGCAUUUUAUUAGAUUAAGAGGUUAGAAAAGGAAACACCCUCAUUGCUCAGUCACCCUGACCUGUCUACCUCAGUGUGAAGCCUAGGUUAGCUUUUAUGUUUUUUCCUCUUCCUGAAGGACCUUUUGACCAGGUGGUACUAACCGUGUCUCAAAACUGUGAAUGCUUAAACUGACCGUAGUCCUAUCGCUUGAUCUGAAUGAAAACCUUUUUGACGUUUGAUAGCAAAGUACUGAACUGGAAAACCAGGACUCAUCCUGUGCAGUGCAUCAGUAGCCAAGUGGAAACAGAGUUGGGCUUGUAUGUCUAAUUCUUUUUAUUUAAAAUCUGAACUUUGAUGUUGGACUACGUACAAAAAAUAUUUAUAAAAAGAUUGGGCUUUGUUCGCUGGGUGUUUCAUAUAAAACGUCUGCAUGACCUCUUAAUGUAUAUCUCAACAGCAUGAAUCACUGAUCUAAAACUCACUUUUCUUUUGCAUUAUAAACAUAAUUGUUUUAUAUAGAGAACUACAUGUAGCUCCAGAAAGCAUGCUAGCUGCGAGCAACAUUUUGCCAUGAGAUUGUUAUUAUUUUUUAAAUUAUUUGGCUAAAGUUAACCUGAAAUGAAGAUGCAGAGCUAAGAAGAGAAACUGUUUGGCUGCUUUGCACAGUCUGCUAAAACGGCCUCAUUUUUCAUCUAAAACUUUACAACAGAACUGCAUAACUCAGAGGUGACAAAGGCAGUCCUGCGCUUGCUGUGCUUCUCGGUCCCAGCCGGGUGUUUGGGUUUCUGUACCCAGACACUUGUUUGCGUGCUUCGCCUUUCUUUCCGAGUCAGUGACUUCAGGAAUGUGGAUUUUGAUUUUUGUUUCCAGCCUUGAAUUACGCCUCAUCCUUCCACUCUUUGUCCGUAAUGGGCUUCUCCCAAACACUCAGCAGAG
Oxyura jamaicensis (ruddy duck) is the source of this 3036-nucleotide messenger RNA. It is a transcript of the gene SOWAHA, whose product is annotated as sosondowah ankyrin repeat domain family member A. The record is from RefSeq and is a predicted model, not a curated record. NCBI's taxonomy places the organism in Eukaryota, Metazoa, Chordata, Aves, Anseriformes, Anatidae. Gene Ontology annotation, molecular function: protein binding. Bases 232 to 1548 code for a protein of 438 amino acids. The transcript is spliced from 2 exons.